UUAUAUACAAAAAUAAAAAUAUUGGUAUGGAAAGAAGGAAGCAGAGGGCAGAGGCAGUGGAGCGAAAGAAAGAUGGAGUGGUCGGAGCAAGCGAAGGCAGAAGCAGAGGUCCUCCUCGUAAAUCCUCCUAAGCCAAAGGCAAAGCCAAAGCGUUUCAUCAAAAACCAAAUCCCCGACUCAAUCCUAAACGACCCUCUUCUGAACGCCGCCAUAUCCGUCCUCCCUUCCAACUACAACUUCGAGGUUCACAAGUCGGUGUGGCGCAUCCUCUCCUCCGGCGCCAAGCGCCUCGCCCUUCAGUUCCCUGAGGGCCUCCUCAUGUACUCCCUCCCCCUCUCCGACAUCUUCACCACCUUCGCCAAUGUCACCCACUGCUACAUCCUCGCCGACGUCACCUACGGCGCCUGCUGCGUCGACGACUUCGCCGCCUCCGCCCUCUCCGCCGACCUCCUCAUUCACUACGGCCACAGCUGCCUCGUCCCCAUCGACUCCACCACCCUCCCCUGCCUCUACGUCUUCGUCGACAUCAAAAUCGACGUCCCCCACUUCCUCCACACCCUAACCCUAAACCUCCAUUCCAAAACCCUCGUCCUCGCCGGCACCAUCCAAUUCGCCUCCGCGAUUCGCGCCGCCAAACCCCAAUUGGAGGAAUUAGGGUUUAGGGUUUUGAUCCCGCAGGCGAAGCCGCUCUCCGCCGGGGAGGUUCUGGGCUGCACCGCGCCCAGGGUGUCGUCGAAUUUGCUUGGUGAGAGCGUUCUGGUUUUCGUGGCGGAUGGCAGGUUUCAUCUGGAGGCGUUCAUGAUUGCGAAUCCCGGGAUUAAGGCGUUUAGGUAUGACCCUUACUUGGGGAAGUUGUUUCUGGAGGAGUAUGAUCAUUUGGGUAUGAAGCGGUCAAGGAAAAAUGCGAUUUUUAAAGCGAGGGAGGCUCGGAGUUGGGGUCUUGUUUUGGGGACUCUUGGGAGGCAAGGGAAUCCGAGGAUUCUUGAGAGGUUGGAGAAGAUGAUGAGGGAGAAAGGGUUUGAUUAUACGGUGGGUUUGAUGUCGGAGUUGAGUCCUGGGAGGAUUGCACUCUUUGAGGAUUCUGUUGAUGCUUGGAUUCAGAUUGCGUGUCCGAGGUUGUCCAUUGAUUGGGGGGAGGCUUUUGUGAAACCGGUGCUUACUCCUUUUGAAGCAGAGGUUGCUUUGGGAGCGAUACCUGGGUGGUGGGAGAAGAAUGAGGUUUGCGAAGAGGAUGGUGUGGGUUGUUGCAAGAAGAGUGGUUCUUGUUGUGGUGGGGAUGAGAACGAUUUUGGUGGAGAUUAUCCGAUGGAUUACUAUGCUCAGGAUGGUGGGGAGUGGAAUUCAUCUUAUGUGAAAAAAUCUUCUCGUCCUGUCAGGAGAGUUUCUAUUGCUGAUAGUGCCAUUUCCCAAUAGCCAUAGAUUUGCUUGGUUAUUUGUCCAAGGUUUUAAAAAACAGGCUACUAUUGCGACUUCAGCCACAAUGUCAAGGUUUUUAGAAUCUCUGCAACAACAAUGCAAUCACAAUUCUAGCUGCAUUUGUCCAGAAUUUCCUGCAAUAUCAAAGACUUCAACUGCGACUACAAUUUAAAACUUUGGUUAUAACGAUUUAUUCUGAAAGGGUAUAAACUAUAUUGUUUUCUUUUGUUUUUAGGUGUCUUAUUUAAGAUAUUUUUUGUUCGAAAAAUGUUUUUGGGAGAAGAAAACAUGCUGAAGUGUUCUUUUCUUUGAUCUGAUAUGAGAGUGAAGAAGAAGGAAUGUGAUAAGGUUUGUCUUUCAUGGCCUGAUUGGAAAAAAAUUUUGAUACAAUUUUUGAACAAUUUUGCAGUUAACAGUUUCUGAUUGAGGAUGUAAAAGUAUUUACCCGGCUAAUUGUGAUUUUAUAUUAGUU
This is a messenger RNA of Cajanus cajan (pigeon pea), 1888 nucleotides long. RefSeq names its product diphthamide synthesis DPH2 family protein. Gene Ontology annotation, biological process: protein histidyl modification to diphthamide. NCBI's taxonomy places the organism in Eukaryota, Viridiplantae, Streptophyta, Magnoliopsida, Fabales, Fabaceae. Gene Ontology annotation, molecular function: 2-(3-amino-3-carboxypropyl)histidine synthase activity. The record is from RefSeq and is a predicted model, not a curated record.